UUGCUAUCGCUCCAAAUGAGUUUCAGCCGAUAUUCAGGUAAAAUGUCCGACCUGUUGUUAACAUCCGCCAAUGCCAUAAGGGCGGCAGGCAAGCCAGCCUCCCCGCCGUCCCACGUGCCUCCGGUUAUGGACAUGGUACUUCCGAUGUAGAGGUUGGUCAGGCCGUCUUUGUAGCCCGGGUCUUCGCUCUCAAACAGCUCUAUACCUGUGCCGUUCAUACUGGUGGUUUGCACCAGCACCACACUCAGCACGAGGAGCACAAGAAGACGUCUAAAUUCCCGCUGCAUGACGUCUGCUCACACCGAAUGAAUGAUGGAACUAACGGCCACCGAGACCUGGCAAUAACGGAUAGCUUGCGUUGACACGGGCCGUUUUAUUACCCAAACACGGCGACAGCCCCCACACAAUAAAUUCACACUCACGACAGUGGGCUGUGUUUUGAAACUAAAAACAGAGGACUGGCCGUCUUUUCGUCGAGGACGACUGAAGCUACAGCUGUCGUUGUUGUUUUACUUCCAAUGGUGUCACUGGCUGAAAAAAAUACCGUAGAGCAUAACGACAAAGUUGGCAAGAUGACAUUCCCCACGACAGUGCACGCGGACUGUACGACAUCACCGACUACACUCAUGUACGUACUGCACUGUAAUGCACUGCAACCUGCACUGCACUGGUCGAUGUAGCCGGCCUUGUUGGAAUUUUUGUACUUUAUCGUCUGCAAAAAAAACAUACCGCGCUUUUUUGCCUCGGACUUCACCACGAGGAUAUUUAUCGAGCGCCAUCUACGUCCAAUUUCGUUACGCUAAUUUAUUUUCGUUCAGAUGACGUCACUCAUACGAUGUUCAACUUUGACCUAUAUACAUGUCGUCUGCAUGUGCAGUGUGUGCACACUCGCACAGAGCACGAUGGCCGACCACCACAGUACAACGUUAGAUGACCGAAUGAGGUGUGAAGUAUGUGAGCAAAUCAGUCCCAAAUACAAGUGCCCGAGAUGUGGUGUAAAAACUUGCAGCCUCCAUUGUGUGAAGAGGCACAAAUCAACCCAAGACUGCAGUGGGGUCCGGGACAAAGCUGCCUUCGUGACCAUCAAGAACUUCACCGAUCGACAUUUACUCAACGAUUACAGAUUUCUAGAGGAUGUUGACCGCAAGGCGUACAGCGCCGUAACGGACGAAGCCUCCAAGCAACAUCAAUAUACAAAUAAAUACCAGCAGCUGAGUAGAAACUGCAAAUCUCGUAAGGUUUGGUUGAGUCUUCUCCCACCUGUAUUCAGCAGACACAAGGAGAACACCAGCUACUUCCAAAGGAAGGAAAAAACUAUCUACUGGAGAGUUCAUUGGAAAUUCCCACAAAGCGAUGCAGAGUUUGUCAACAAAAGUGUCAGUGAAAAGCUGCCCCUUAUUGACAUUUUGGCUUUAUAUCUGGAUCCAGUUAAAGGAGACCCUGUCAGGAGACAAAGGUUGAAGAGAUACUGCCAAGAAGGUUUAGACAACCUUAGACUCUUCAUGAAGGAUGAGGGCAGACCGGCAAAUUCUGUCAGGUAUCACGAGUUGGAUGUCAAGGAUACGCUUUGCGGUAACCUCACCUGUAAGUCGGUCAUUGAGUUUCCCACCAUCCAUGUUGUGUUGAGGGAGUUUGCUGACGGCUACACAAUAAAGAGCAAAGAUCACGAGAUAAUCUCACAGCCCAAUCAAGAAGCUCCAAUAAGCCCCACUGGUCAGGUCACACCACAGCCCUAUCCAGAAGCUACAACAAACCCCACUGAUCAAGUCACACCACAGCCAAAUCCAGAAGCUUCAAUUAACCCCACUGGUGAGGUCACUCCACAGCCCAAUCCAGAAGCUACAAUAAACCCCACUGAUCAGGUCACACCACAGCCCAAUCCAGAAGCUACAAUAAACCCCACUGGUCAAGUCACACCAAAGCUCAAUCCAGAAGCUACAAUAAACCCCACUGGUCAAGUCACACAGCCUAAUCCAGACGCUACAAUAAACCCCACUGAUCAUGUCACACCACAGCCCAAUCCAGAAGCUACAAUAAACCCCACUGGUCAAGUCACGCCAAAGCUCAAUCCAGAAGCUACAAUAAACCCCACUGGUCAAGUCACACAGCCUAAUCCAGACGCUACAAUAAACCCCACUAAUCAUGUCACACCACAGCCCAAUCCAGAAGCUACAAUAAACCCCACUGGUCAAGUCACACCAAAGCUCAAUCCAGAAGCUACAAUAAACCCCACUGGUCAAGUCACACAGCCUAAUCCAGACGCUACAAUAAACCCCACUGAUCAUGUCACACCACAGCCCAAUCCAGAAGCUACAAUUAACCCCACUGGUCAAGUCACACCACAGCCAAAUCCAGAAGCUACAAUAAACCCCACUGGUGAGGUCACAUCACAGCCCAAUCCAGAAGCUACAAUAAACCUCACUAGUCAGGUCACACCACAGCCCAACAGUAAAGGCGCUGAAGCACCCACAAGCAACACAACAGAUGAUGGACCGGAUGAAGUAGCUAUGAGCAUAGGAGGAGAAACACAACCCCUAGACGCGACUGAAACGAAACCCAACUCCGGAAUAGGAAAUUCUGAGAUGCCUUCGGAAGCAACACCGGGGAGUGAUCCAGGAAAGCGUGUUUACAGUGAAGUCGAGGAAAUGGACACUACCUUCUAAUUAUAUGUAUUCAUUUGGAGAAGCCAUAAUGAGCUCUAUUGCAUAAGUCUAUAGGGAGGAAAUCUAGGCUUACGUUCAAAGUAGACUGGUAUUGUUUCAAUAACAAAUUCAAUGUUAUUAUUUCAUGCGGAUUAUACAUUCAAGUGAGCGCUUAGUCUACAAACAUCUGGGCCCAGUCUCAUACAGCUGCUUUCUACAAACAUCUGGGCCCAGUUUCAUACAGCUGCUUUAACUCAAAUGUCGCUAAGCAAACAAAAUAUUGCUUAGCAUAAUAAGAUUACCAGUGAGAAUACUGCUGGUCUUUGACAAUUACCAAAGUUGUCCAGUGCCUUUAAAUUAUAAAUCCAGUUCGUGUCUUCAGGUCUGACCUUGUAAAGGACUUUAACGGCAGUGUUAGUGCCAACCGUGAUGCAUUUCGGUCAAGCGUGCUCCAGUAAUGGAGUAUGGGCUUCAUCUGCCCCGAUAAGCAUGCUGACUGCCAAAUGAGUAUAGUGGUUGCACGAUGGAUUGGCCCUCAGGCACAAACAGUCAGGAAUAUAAAAUAUAUAUAACAGAGGAGCAUAAACCGGAGGAGAUAGGAUUAAGGUGAAAAAAAAACGAGCGUUUGAUGGGAAUGUGGUGCUCAAUUAUUGAUAUCAAGAAUAAUAAUAAAGGGAUAGCAGCAAAACAUUAAUAAACCCAGGAAGGGUUUAGCGAGAAAAAAAUCAAAAGAUAGGAAUUUUCGGCUGGAUUGUUUUUGUUGGAAGGAAUCUAGAAUAAGUAUGUUGAUUCCAUGAAUAAGGUGUCGAGGGUCUGUUUCUGCGUGGGACAUUUGUAGCAUCAGAUUUCUGCAAGUUAUUACAGAUAAGUUUAGAAGGUUGUUUUAAUCCGCUUAUGUAUCUCAGUCAAGCUUUCUGUUUACUUUUCAAGAGAAGUAAAAAAACCAAUGGACCCUUCCCGUGAAAUAUGCUAAUCACAUUCACGCAUGCGUACAGACCCUGUUGGUUGGC
Molecule: messenger RNA, 3652 nt
Organism: Asterias rubens (European starfish)
Lineage: Eukaryota; Metazoa; Echinodermata; Asteroidea; Forcipulatida; Asteriidae
Product: mucin-2-like
Exons: 10
Coding region: 819-2663 (614 amino acids)
Biological process (GO): snoRNA localization; maturation of LSU-rRNA from tricistronic rRNA transcript (SSU-rRNA, 5.8S rRNA, LSU-rRNA); box C/D snoRNP assembly
Cellular component (GO): nucleus; pre-snoRNP complex
Source: RefSeq, a predicted model, not a curated record